AUGCGGUCGGCAUCGACAUUCCUACUUGGGAUCACGCUGGCCUCCGGUGUAAUCCCCAUAGCAGCUUGGGAAGACCUCUCUGACCCCAAUCUCUUCUACCGAUCCGUGUCUCUCUUCGACGAUCGACCCUCCGACUGCCCUCCGUGCUUCAACUGUCAAUUAGAUUCCUAUAACUGCACCCAGUUCUCAGCUUGCAAUGGAUACAACGGCAAAUGUUCCUGUCCCGCUGGCUUCGGGGGAGACGACUGCUCGGUGCCUACCUGUGGGUCUCUAGCUGAUGGCGAAAACCGUCCACCGCGGACUGGCGAUAAAUGUGACUGCAAGGAGGGCUGGGGUGGCAUCAACUGCAAUGUUUGCCAAGAAGACAGCGCUUGCGAUGCCAUGAUGCCCGAAGGCAAAGAUGGAGUGUGUUAUAAGGAAGGUGUUACCGUUAAGGAGAACUUUCAAAUGUGCGAUGUGACGAAUAAGAAGAUCAUGGAUCAACUCGGUAACAAGAAGCCGCAAGUGACUUUCUCUUGCGAAGCUGAGGAUCAUACGUGUAACUUCCAGUUCUGGGUGGAUAACAAGGAAUCCUUUUACUGUGCCCUUGAUACCUGCACCUGGGAUAUGGAGUCUGAGGUUGAUGCGAACACAACCAGUUACAGAUGUGAGAGUCUCCAGUGCAAAUGUGUUCCAGGUCGUUUUCUCUGUGGCGAGAAUGGAUCUAUCGACCUUGGCGCAUUCCUUGAUCAAGAGAUCAAAGGUCCGGCUUCUUUUGAAACCAAAUCGACUACUCAAGGGAGCAAGAGUAUCUUCUCCGAGCCCAAUAUGAACAAUCUUAUCAGUUCAGUCUUCGGCGAUCCAAGCAUCAGUCUGACUUGCAAUUCGGGUGAGUGUUUGUAUAGGACCGAUUUGCCAGGUUAUAAACGCCCCAUCAAGAAAAUCAACACACCGCUUAUUGCUAGUGUCAUUGCUGGCUGUGCUUUGUUUGUUGUCGCUGUCAUCUUGGGUAUAUGGUACCUGUCACGCCGGGCGGCAAGCCGUGGUUAUCUUCGCUUGGCCCUUUCCGAUGACUCGGAUGAUGACUCGGCAAGACUACUGGCGGAACACCGACCCGCAGCUAUGUACUGGGAUAAUGUAUCUUACUAUCUAAACGGAAGACAGAUUCUUUCGGGGAUUCAAGGUGCAUCGUCCCCCGGACAAAUCACGGCAAUCAUGGGUGCCUCCGGUGCUGGAAAAACAACCUUCCUAGAUAUUCUAGCUCGGAAGAAUAAGCGCGGUGCAGUUCAAGGCAACUUCUAUAUCAACGGAGAGAAAAUAAGCGAUAAUGACUUCAAGAGCAUGGUUGGUUUUGUUGAUCAGGAAGACACUAUGCUGCCUACCUUGACCGUCCACGAGACUAUCCAAACCAGUGCCCUUCUGAGAUUGCCUCGGGAUAUGAGUCGAGCGGCUAAAGAGCAGAGGGUUUUGGAAGUCGAGAAGCAGCUUGGAAUUUACCAUAUCAAAGACCAGCUGAUCGGAUCGGAAGAAGGCAAGGGUCGCGGAAUCUCUGGUGGCGAGAAACGCCGAGUUGGAAUUGCUUGUGAGCUGGUCACCAGCCCAAGCAUUUUGUUUUUGGACGAGCCCACAAGUGGACUGGAUGCUUACAAUGCCUACAAUGUCGUUGAGUGUCUGGUUACUCUAGCUAAAACUUACAACCGAACCGUCAUUUUCACCAUUCACCAACCGCGCUCGAAUAUCGUUGCACUUUUUGAUCGGCUUAUUUUGCUUGCGGGUGGUCGCACCGUUUACUCCGGGCUGUUCUCGACAUGUCAGCGGUAUUUCGAUCAAAUUGGGUACUCUUGUCCUCCAGGCUUCAACAUUGCGGAUUACCUCGUUGAUCUGACCAUGCAUGCGGGCUCGUCGAGCUCAUUCACGGAUGAAGUUGAGUCCACUGGACGUCCGCCUAAGACCGCCUCAAGUAGUCUGAGAGCCAUCAAGUCCGUUGCUAGCGUGUCCAAUGUCAGUAUUGAGGAGUCUUCUAGCAGUGUGGCAGAGUCAGGGAAACGACCUAAGAACAAGCGCCGUGUUUCUGUGAAGCAACAGCAAGAACGUCAACUCUUCUCGCGACGCAAGGAUGCAAAGGACUCCGAACGCCCAACCACCCCGAAGACUGAUGAAGAAGAUGCUACUCUUGACGUGGCCGAGAACACCCAGCAAUGGCUUCGCCUUUCUCGCCAACAGGGCAACGUUCCAGCGCAAAUUCUUGAUGAUCCUGAUCAGCUUCCACCCCCGGCACCUGGUCAAACUGAUCUGGAUAUUCUUGUUGCGAGCUACGAGGAUUCUGAUGUCUACCACUCCGUCCACGAUGAGAUUGUGAAGGCAACGCGAAGUGCGGAAGCUGCCAAUGGUUCGCAAAACUCUCACCUGGAAGGCUCAGUCCAACCCAAGAGCUUUGCCCGUGUCAGCCUACCUCGUCAAUUCCUCAUUCUGUCUCAACGCACCUGGCGCAAUCUUUACCGUAACCCAAUGCUGAUGCUCACCCAUUACGCAAUCUCUAUUCUUCUCGCUGUGCUCUCGGGCUACCUCUUCUACGGCCUAACCGACGAUAUCAAGGGUUUCCAGAACCGACUGGGUCUUUUUUUCUUUAUCCUUGCCCUGUUUGGCUUCAGUACCUUGACAAGUCUAACUGUGUUUUCAACUGAACGUUUGUUGUUCGUCCGCGAGCGAGCCAAUGGCUACUACCACCCGAUUACCUAUUUUGCGUCCAAGGUCAUCUUCGACAUUGUGCCUCUGCGCCUCAUUCCGCCCAUCAUAAUGGGCAUCAUUGUUUAUCCUAUGACUGGUUUGAUUCCCGCAUGGCCCGAGUUCCUUCGAUUCAUGCUAGUCUUGGUGCUUUUCAACCUUGCGGCUGCCAAUAUUUGUCUCUUUAUUGGCAUUAUCUUCCGCGAUGGUGGAGUUGCCAACUUGAUUGGUAGCUUGGUAAUGCUCUUCAGCUUGCUAUUUGCCGGUCUCCUACUGAACCACGAUGCAAUCCCCGAGUCUGCUUUGUGGUUGCAAAGCCUUUCCAUCUUCCAUUAUGGUUUCGAGGCUCUUAUCGUAAACGAGGUCACUUUCCUCACCUUGAUCGACCAUAAAUACGGCUUGGAUAUUGAAGUCCCUGGUGCCUCGAUCUUGAGUGCCUUUGGUUUUAAUACGCUUGCCUAUUGGCAGGAUGUCAUCGGCCUAGCUGUCAUCGCAGGGGCUUUUAUCAUCAUUGCAUACGCAGCGAUGCAUUUCCUUCUUGUCGAGAAGCGUUAG
Messenger RNA from Penicillium angulare, 3258 nucleotides. Its product is annotated as putative ATP-dependent permease ADP1. The transcript has 2 exons. Bases 1 to 3258 code for a protein of 1085 amino acids. Gene Ontology annotation, molecular function: ATP hydrolysis activity; ATP binding; ABC-type transporter activity. The record is from RefSeq and is a predicted model, not a curated record. Gene Ontology annotation, cellular component: membrane. Lineage: Eukaryota; Fungi; Ascomycota; Eurotiomycetes; Eurotiales; Aspergillaceae.